AUGGAGCAGCUCUCGAGGGCGAGCAGACGUGCUAUUCGCUGUAAAAGGGUCUGCGAGAGUCAACCCAUGCUUCUGCAAGCCUCUGGGGGAGCCGGCAACACGACCAUGCCUAUGCCACCUUGGACGCCCCGACAGGCAUCGCUGGGAUUUCUCUCUGUUCCUCUCCAUGCGCGCCCUGGUCUCGCAGCGCCGUUCACGAGUUCACCCACACAGCGCUGCUGGAGCUGCCGGGACUUUGCUGAUGGUGGGACGUUGGCCAGCGUGGUUGGACGGGCUGGCGGGCCUGGCUGCUCAUUGGGGUCUAGCGAGAAGGCGUCGCGGCGAGUGAGAGGCAAGCAGCAGCCAGACGAGCGCAGAAGAGAACAGAGAACAGAACAUGACAGCUGCGAAUUAUUGUGCAGCCCACACAUCUGUCGAUUUUACACGCACCACUCAUAUCCUCAUGCCCUCCUCAAAGCAGCGCCCCGUGAGCAUCCUCAUCCAUACUCGUGGACGCACGAACUGCAUUGCGAGACCCCUCCAGCAGUGGCCGAAAUCGAUCCAUUCAGAGUUUCGAACCGCUUGUCGCCUCUUGCGCGCCCCGAAUGCACAUCACCAGUCCAGUGUACACCAGGUACACCAGGUACGAAGCGUCGGCGGACUGGUCGACUUGAGGCCGUCGCUGCAGAACGACUGGCUUCACAUUCCGUUGAGCUACGAAGAGACCAGUCUACAAACCUGCAUUUCCGCCUCUGGAUCAAAGAUCAGCGUGACGCGGUAUUCAAUGGUGGAGUCACAAAGCCGCAGCAGCAGCAGCAGCUUGAUCAACAGACUCUCACGGGCAAUGCAAGUAUCCUCGGUCCAUCAACACAGCACAACCGCCGCAGCGUGGAACAACCCAAUCGCCAACACCACAUGGAGAUUUCAUCGCCUUCGUUAUGCUUCUUCAUGUCAUAG
This is a messenger RNA of Glarea lozoyensis ATCC 20868, 936 nucleotides long. RefSeq lists its product as uncharacterized. Bases 1 to 936 code for a protein of 311 amino acids. The transcript has 4 exons. The record is from RefSeq and is a predicted model, not a curated record. Lineage: Eukaryota; Fungi; Ascomycota; Leotiomycetes; Helotiales; Helotiaceae.